This is a messenger RNA of Saccoglossus kowalevskii, 1302 nucleotides long. Its product is annotated as GATOR1 complex protein DEPDC5-like. Gene Ontology annotation, biological process: cellular response to amino acid starvation; intracellular signal transduction; negative regulation of TORC1 signaling. Gene Ontology annotation, molecular function: GTPase activator activity. The record is from RefSeq and is a predicted model, not a curated record. NCBI's taxonomy places the organism in Eukaryota, Metazoa, Hemichordata, Enteropneusta, Harrimaniidae. Gene Ontology annotation, cellular component: lysosomal membrane; GATOR1 complex.
AUGAAAGAAGGAUGGUACUGGGGAGUGACAGGUGAACAGGAAUGGUCUCCUCUCAUGCAAACUGGGGUUGAUUGGAAGUCCCUAAUAUGGCCCGCGUGUCUUCCGCUCACUACCGACUUUUACCCCAAAGAUAGUGAGCUGAAUAAAUCAUACAAAGAAUCUAUGUACACCCUUCUUGCUGAUGAAAUCCUUGUCGGCACAAAGAAACUCUCGGUGGAGCAAGUAUACAAAGAGAUAAUCUCUCAGCGACUGAUGCAGGGCUGUCAAUUGAUUGUGAUGUCUCGCAAGACUCCCAAACCCAAAUCAGCCACAUCUAUGAGUGGACGGAAUUAUCAGGAGGCGUCAUUUGAAUAUUUUCUCAGCAUGGGCCGUACGUUCCAUCGAUUUAGUUUGAGUGAAGAAGUAAUCUCUGUCUACAAGUAUAGACCAAGACAUCUGUACUCUAACCCAACUGUAGAAUAUAGAUACCAACUAUGGACUGUUGAUAAGAAAGACUACGAACCAGCCACGGCUCUCUUCCGUCCAUCCAAGCUAGGUGAUCAGAGAGAACAGAUUACAGAUGAAUUCAACUGGAACUAUUUGGAUAAUUAUGUCUGUGCUUGUGAGGACUAUGGCUUAAUGGAGUCUCUGAAGUACUGGAGGAGUCGUUUCCUCCUGCUCCCAGCAUGCAAUGCAGCCACAAAGAAAAUCACCGAUGGGAGUAGUGAAACAUUUGAUAUCUACACAACUGAGGAGUCAAACCCAUCCAUUGAAAAAUUUGAAGGUUUCCUUAGAUUCAUAGAGGGUUUGAAUAGAAUCAGACGACCACCCGGCUCAAUGAGAAAACAGAUGAAACAAGCUCACGAUGUCCAGCAGCCCACAAGCAGACCGCCUUCAAGGAGACCAAGCACUGCUGAACUUACAUCGUUAACAUCACAAACAGUGUUGGAGAAGGAAGGGUCACCUGCAGCAGCACAGAAGUCAACACCAAUAAAUGUCAUAGCAACUACUUCUACUGAUGUUGCUACAGACAAUGCCCAAACUUCCAUGCUACGUGAUGCUAUGGGAACCAUCUUGGACAAGACAGAUGGGGAGGAUGCCAGUAAAGAUGAAGAUGAAAGUAUUGGAAUGACCUUUCUACCAACCGACCAGAGACUUUUGCCAAAAAAUUCCUUCAUGAGUGCUGAAGCUGUGUACUGGCUAGUGCAGACUAUUCCAAAUACUACUGAACAGCAAGCUGUGGAAAUAUUUCAGAAGGAUAUUGGUAAAAAUGUUGCUGCAGGAAGUGGCAGACCAGGGUUUAUUACUGAUCAUUGGGUGUGA